This is a messenger RNA of Corticium candelabrum, 1707 nucleotides long. RefSeq names its product phospholipid-transporting ATPase ABCA3-like. Lineage: Eukaryota; Metazoa; Porifera; Homoscleromorpha; Homosclerophorida; Plakinidae. The record is from RefSeq and is a predicted model, not a curated record. The transcript is spliced from 2 exons. Bases 300 to 1148 code for a protein of 282 amino acids.
UUAAUUAAGCAACAACGUCAGUUGGUUGAUGACGUAAUUGUUACGUCAAGGUUUAGGUUAUUAUACUAACGCGCGCGCGUAGGUAUCACAACAAAAGCGUAGACUAACGCGCGCAUGCAUGUAACACCCCGUAUAACCUUGAAACCAAAACACGCACGCAUGUAUUGUACGCGCGUGCGCGCGUGUGUAAGUGAAAUUGCCGCUUCGUUACGUCAUCUUCAAAAUGCCAGAUCUGCCCACGCGUGCGUGCUUUGGUCACAUGCGUUACCGAGUCACGAGUUGAGCGCUUGAUCGUCUGUAUGGUGAAGUUUCGUCAAUAUUUUCUUCUUUUGUGGAAGAACUACGUUUUACAGAAACGCAGACCGAUUUCUACGGCAUUUGAGAUCAUUCUGCCAACAUUUUUCAUCCUAAUUCUCGCCGUUAUCAAAACAAAUCCGAACUUGAAAGAGGAAACGAGAUGUGCGAACAUUAGUGAUGCAGGCUGCUCGUGGUCGAGGUUUAGACCAACAGACGGACUUAGUGAAAACGAGGCAAAAGAAUGGCUGGACUUUGGGGUCGACCUCCCAAUCUUGCUGGAGACACCGCCGUUUAACAAAACAAAAAAGCUUGCAUUUACUCCAAACACGACACUCACUCAACGAAUCAUGACAAGAGCUAUGGACAUCAUUAUCAAUGCCACACAAGUUCCCUCCAUCAUUGAAGCUCAGCCGUUCAAAAAUGAAACCGAAAUGGUCAACUACCUUGUCGAGCUGAACAACAAUGCGUCGUUUCAUAGAAUCAACAAAUUGGAUAUUUUUAAUUACUCGGAUUAUCUCGGAGCCGUUGUCUUCAAGUUUUCUGACAAUGCAGAGACUCUCCCUGUAAAUAUUGACUACCAAAUACGUCUUAAUUCUCGGCCGCGUUUGUGUGCUCUUGAUCCUACGCAGGACAGUGGGAUUAACACGGAUCCGUCUUUGGAAUGCACGUGGCUCACACAGCUUGCGUAUCCUCUUUAUCCACUGCAGGUGCUACGAGAUGAAAAAUAUAGACAGACAGACAGACAAAUAGAAAAUAUACGUAUAGACAGACAGACAGAUGAGCAGGAGACAGAUGGAUGGACAGACACACAGACAGACAGACAGAAAAUAUACGUAUUGACAGACAGAUAGACAGACAGACAGACAGACAGACAGACAGACAAGCAGCAGACAGAUGGAUGGACAGACACACUGACAGACAGACAGACAGAAAUAUACAUAUAGACAGACAAACAGACGAGCAGCAGACAAAUGGAUGGACACAGCGUUCUAGCCAGGAUAUUUAGCCAACCGUCGAUAUGACGUCAUUAAAUAUAAUAACGUCAAUUAAUGAUGUCAUCAAAUGUUUGAUGUUGACAUAUUUUUAGUAAUGACAUCAUAAAAUUACUUUAUCUGUUCUCUACUUGUAUUAGAGUCAGAUGCAUGUAUAUUAGUAGUUAGAGAUAUCCUAUGUUCCAUAGGUGAGACCAAAUGGGAUAGAUACAGACAUGGGCAUAAUUAUGGAGCCACCCUGAGCAUGUGACUUAGAUUAAAAAGUUAUUGGACUUUCUCAGACACUGCAAGUACAUGCAUCUACAGUGACAGCUGCAAUUUUUAGUAAAUUCAAAACAAGUUAUAAUGGUAAGGUAAUGGCUCUGAUUAUGCCAUCCUCAUAUCUGAGAUUGGAGGUGAUGUUUGACCUGUUGAGAUA